AUGUUCUACUCGCACGAGGUUCUAACUCAGCGCAAAUACGGCGUAGCCACUAUCUGGCUUGUCGCUACAAUUGGCUCUAAAUCAGGCCUUAGAAAGGUUCACCGCAAAGACAUCUUAUCGGUCAAUGUUCCAAAGGCUUGUGAAACGGUCAUUCAGCCGGACGCACCUCUUGCUCUUCGUCUGCAGUCCAACCUGCUCUAUGGAAUCUCUAGGGUAUACUCUGGGCAAUGCGACUACCUAAUGAGCGAUGCGGCAAUGGCGCAUAUGAACAUUAAACGACUCAUUAGAGCCACUACAGUCAAAAAUCUUGACUUGAUGAGUGGAGGAAGGAGCAAACCAGAACAACUAGUUCUUCAUGAUGAUCCAGCCUUUUUGCCUGAUGUCAAUCUCACAAUGCUUCCCGAUGGUGUUGACUUGAUCAUCGAUGGCAAUGGUGAUUUGUUCACCCUCGACGAAAGUAUAGCAAUUUCUUCAUUGAACUUCGAGCGAGCUGGUUCAGUUCACUCUCUCGGACAAAUUGGUUCACAAGCAGGGUCAGUGCCGGGAAGUCCUAGGCAUAGUUUGAUGAUUCCAACCUCAGACACCAUGGCAGGAGAUUAUGGAUUUCUCCCGGGAGGGUCUUCUUCACUCAUUGGGGGCGAUGAUGAAGGAGACAGGUUCCUUGAUGACGUGGGCUUCGAAUUCGAUGCCAAUGGAGAGAUGAGAGAAAUCGAAACGCCUAAGUUUCCCAAAGGAAAAGAUACACUUGCUAGCGGCAAGAGUGGAAAAGAGAAUAAAAAGGCCCCGAGUAUUGAUAGAGGUAGUCGUUUGAAUAGCGAAGAUAUUGCACAACAAGUUCUGCUUGAGCAUGCCGAGGGCCGCGGCGAAGAUCUCAGCAGAAGCCAUAUGCUUGACGGGGACGAAACCUAUGCCCCGCCAGAUGAUGAUAUCUUCGACAUCGCUGCUGAGCCGCUUCUUCCUGCUUCAAAAGAAGCUUCAAAGGAAGCUUCAAAAGAACUUUCUGAUAGCACUACAAUUGCGGAGGAGAGCGCACCUUCUGGUAGAAGGCGUGCUGUUAGAACCACAGCCCCAAUUAUCGACAAUGUCACAGAGAUCCGCAGCGCGGAGCUGAGGGAAUGGCGUGAAAAUUAUCUCGACAAUAUGGACGCUGCCAUCAAGAAAUCUCAAACUAUGAAGGACGCUAGAAAAGCAAAGGGGAACGCCAAAAUCAUGUUGUUUGACGUUGGGCUCUUUGGAGAACUCAAAAAUCCACUUUUGAAGCAGUUGUUCUCUACAAAGGCCUUAUUAGAAAGCCUCAACGCAACCUUUGAAGGUAGAAAGCGCAAGGGAACUGAAGAUUCUGAAAGCAAAGAAAGAAGAAUUAGAGCGAGAGUCUCGGGAGGCCCCGAUGAAGAGAUGGGACUUGCUCAAAAUCUCGCCGAUGAAUAUGAAUUACCUAUGGAAGGCGGUGAUGUUGUUGAGAUUGGUGACGCUGAGAUCGAGAUCGGUCGUGAAGGUCCAGAAAUCGGAAACGAUGAUAUUAGACCUUCCAGCCAAACUACUCUUCCGUGGAAUUUAAUGUCAGAACGCAGAUCACGUGCUGGAUCCGUUGCAAUGAGUGAAGGUCGUCUUCCUUCUGUUGGUGGAUUUCCAUCUAGUUCUGCAGGCGGCAGCCAAAUAGACUUCCCAAGCAUGAGAAGAAGCUCUAAACUCGGCGCCAUCAAGGGUGGGUUUGAAAGGCUGAGUAUCAUUGGAUCACCAAUAGGUGAGCGUGAUGAAGACGUCGAGGAGGAUCUUAAUCGCGAAUUCCCACCAGGGGAAGAGAUGGAGUUUGAGUAUUUUGGUGCUGGCGCAAACGUUGAUACACAGACUGCCCAGGAUAGCCAAUGGCUCGCUGCCACCGUAGAACAAGAAUCUACGAACUUCUUUGAGUUUGUCAAAGCAGAGCAAGAAAAGUCUAAGAGAACUGCUGAGGACAACGACGAGGAACCAGUAGACUUCCUCACCUUUGAGCAGUUGCUCGAUCCUACUCAGAACGGGAGGAUCGUAGCUGCGCAAGCUUUCCACCAUACACUUCUGCUAGCCACUAAAGGGCUUGUCUGUGUCACCCAGGAAGAACCAUAUGGAACUAUCCAGUUAAGCAUUUUGGAAUUCUGA
Molecule: messenger RNA, 2136 nt
Organism: Morchella sextelata
Lineage: Eukaryota; Fungi; Ascomycota; Pezizomycetes; Pezizales; Morchellaceae
Exons: 7
Coding region: 1-2136 (711 amino acids)
Biological process (GO): synaptonemal complex assembly; replication-born double-strand break repair via sister chromatid exchange; mitotic sister chromatid cohesion
Cellular component (GO): cohesin complex; synaptonemal complex
Molecular function (GO): chromatin binding; protein binding
Source: RefSeq, a predicted model, not a curated record